Anopheles merus is the source of this 5050-nucleotide messenger RNA. RefSeq names its product mediator of DNA damage checkpoint protein 1-like. NCBI's taxonomy places the organism in Eukaryota, Metazoa, Arthropoda, Insecta, Diptera, Culicidae. The record is from RefSeq and is a predicted model, not a curated record. Gene Ontology annotation, cellular component: MLL3/4 complex. Gene Ontology annotation, molecular function: protein binding. Bases 136 to 4713 code for a protein of 1525 amino acids. The transcript is spliced from 6 exons.
GCGACGCAAAACAAUCCAGCAGUGCGUGUGUUGUUAUCCAUGGGCUGCCGUGAUUGUUGCGUUAAAAAUUAUUUAUUUCACUUGUACUGUUCAGUGUUUAAGUGUUUCCAGUGAGUCGUGCUUUCCGUGUCCAAUAUGCAUUUAAAUAUCCGAGGGACGAAGCAUCCCAUCCGCCCGGGAAUCACCGUGAUUGGUUCGGAAAAAAAUGCACGCUACAACACAAUUCUGCUGCAAGAUGGGAGUAUUUGCCCCAAGCAUGCCAGCAUUCGCUUCGAUGUAGCUUCAAACAAAGUGGAAAUUCUGGACCUUUGCUCGGAACGCGGGGUAACUGUUGAUCAGAAACCCAUUGCACCAGUAAAUUGGAUCGAAAUCACCGCACAAAAUAAAUUGCAACUUGGCAGCGUGCUUGUUGGCGUUGAAAGCGAGAAUAGCAAAAAUGAUGACGCUUCAUUUCUACAUGGCGAAGAUGAAGAGGACAUCAUUGAUUGCAGUCUGGAGGAAACACAACCGCUUCAAGGCAGUCGAAAAAUUUCCCCCACUGCUGUCAUCUUAGGCACUUCCGGCAAACCAUCAUCAUCAACGGUUAUUGAAACGAAGGCUACUGUGCACAGACCCGCAUCAUCCUCAUCGAUCGACGAUGGGCGAACGAAUCGCCUGAGUAGUUUUCUGGUACCGGAGACCCAACAGCUAGAAGAAAGCAGAUUAUGCGAAGUGCCGGAUAAAACGGUCGUUCCCGCUGUUGGUGGUGGUGGUCCGCCAGCAAACGAACUGGACGAUGACGAUGAUUCGUUUUUCAUUCCGGAAACGCAACAACCGGAAGAUGAGCUGGACCGCAUGUCCGAGAUCAUUGAACCGAUCCUUCCAUCUGCAACGGAAGCGCCCGUUGAGCGGACUGCGGCCGAGGAGGAAUAUUUCCAAAUGACGGCCAAUGACGAUGACAACAGCAAUGACGCGAUGUUCAACAAUAAGUACGUUCAGGAGUCCCAGAACUUGAUGCAAAACUUCGAUGAAUCGUACAAGCACGAUGUUGUCGGGCCGAGAACUUCCAUAGUGCCGGAGCGUUCUGUUGAUUCCAUAUCGUUCCAGGAGCACCGUAACACAACGAUGGACAUGAGUGCUAUGGUGUGGAAUGAGAGCAAAAAAGAAUCGGAAAAGGCAGCUAAAUCCGUCGGUGACAAGGUGGUGACUAUGCCCAUUGCCAGUAGCGUACCUGACAAAGUGGAUGAUAGAUCCGUUACGCCGGAACUAAAUUUUGAUGACGAUGCCCUGAAAACGGUGGAAACUCGGUCCUCCGUCACGCCGGACAUACAGUUCAAGGAUGGUCCUGAAGCCACCCGUUCAGCCGAAACGCCGGAGUUGGGCUUUGACGAACCAGAAAAUGAAGAAAUUUCGCUCAACCAAGAGGGUUGCUUCAAACUGCCGAACGAUGUAUCGACCGAAUCGGUGAAGGAGGCGAAUGUUUCGCGCGUGGAAAACAUUUAUGAAAUGGAAACGCAACCGUUCAGGGUUGAGGACGCUUAUGACCUGUUGACACAGCCUCUACACCUACUGCCUUCAGUCAAGUCUGGUUCUGCUGGAUCACACAAUAGAACAUCAAACCAAAAGGAGCAGAAACGGGAAUUGGAGCCGUACGAUCUGCAGACGCAACCGUUGAUAUUGGAAAGGAAACCAUCGAUUGUGAAGUCAAUGAGUUUAACUGCUCGCAGCAAAAGCAAGCAAUCGCCCGAGAUUGACUACGCCAACAUGCCAACACAGCCUGAAACACCACCGGAGUUCGCCUCUAACUCGAACUGUUCAUCGUAUGGCACUCGCCGAUUCGCAGAAAAGGCUGCCAAAUUGUUGACCUUUUUCGGCACUGCAAAGCAUUCCCCGGCAGGCAAGUCGAAGAAUGCAGCAGCUAAAAGUCCCACUCCCGGCAUUGACUAUGCAGACCUGCCAACACAGCCUGAAACGCCGCCAGAACCAGUGCUUCGUUCUGAUAUAAUUGAUCGCAUGCCAUCGUCAACGUCGGCCAUUCAAAUAGAUGACGAUGAUCUGCUAACACAGCCACUAAGCCCACCGAAAGCAAUGCUGGACACUCCUGCAAUGGAUAGAGAUUGUGACCGAAUGGUUAAAACAUCUGCAUCACGCAAUCCGUACAAUUUGGACACGGAACCUUUGAGCAUUUCGCCUUAUGGGGAAAAAGAAAAGUUGGAGAAGAAAAAGUUAUUUGUGAAGCUGGAGGACAUACAAAAAUCUCGCCGAAUCUCGAAACCGUAUGAAAAUCCAUAUUUCAUGAGUACCCAACCUAUGCCGAAAGCAGCGGCCGAAAAUGCGUACGAUAUUGACACGCAACUACUCCCAGAGAACGUCACACUGCCGGAGGGCGAAGUCUCGCAAUUUAAUCCUCAAAUCAACAGUACCACCGUGCAGCAGCAGCGGGGAAAGCUGAGCAUACAACAGCAGCAGCAGCAGGCUCUGGAAAUAUCGCCGUCAACGUCAAACAAGGAAAAUCACACGGCCGAUACAGAUCGCACUACUGAUGACUCUUCGGGAACGGAUGACGAGUUUGGCCUGUCCGAGACCAUUCCGAUCGGUACACUUUUCAACCGCAAACCGGCCAACGUUGCAACAGCCGCAAGGGAGCUACCGGUGAAGAGUAAGUUUAAAGUACCGCUGUCAAGAACGGAAACGGCGGCGACACCCAAAGCAAAGCUGCACCGCAAGCGUCACUCUGUGGAGAUGUCCGAAUUUCUCACACCGGAACAUCCAGGGGUGUACCUACCGAAGGUGGAAUGUAUUCGCUCCGUGUCGGAUAGAAUAGCGACGUCAUCGUCACUCGCCGGCAAGAGUAAGCCAGCGUACCACUUUAACGACAGCAGCAGCAGCAGCAGCGAGGACGAGAGUGUUCGAAAUGUGUUCAAGAAAACGAACGUCAGCGUGGUGUUGGAGAAAGAGCUGGAAAAGGUGCGGGUGGAUGGGGUGUUGAAAAAGGAGGAGGAGCGCACCGCUCGACAGUUACAAAUCCGAUCGGACGAUAAUCAAUCGGAAACAAGCGAAUCAAAGGCGUUGGGCGAAUGCUCGGAUAAAAAACCAGCUUUCACCAGUGUGCAGCAGCGAACCGAGGUGCAGGUGAAGGAGCAUGAUGCAGAACCAUCGGAAAGAAAAUUGAGCCGACGUAGGGAAAUGGAAAAGGCAAAGUCUUCUGAGGUGGAAAAGAAAUCCAGCCGAACGGCCGGCAAAAGGGAAGAAGAAAAAGAGGCGAAGGUAAAGGGAAAAGAUGCUGAAUUUGUGGAAAGAACAUCAUCAAGCCGGCGUAGAGAGAUGGAAAAAGACAAAUGUGUUGAAGGGGAAACCAAAUCCAAAAGAACAACCGGCAGAAAAGAGGAAAAACAAUACCGCCACAAAAAAUCGGAGAUACAGUCGACCAUUUUGGAGAACGAUCGCCAGGAACGAAGACCGGUUUCUUCUGGAAAGGAGAAAGAGAAAGAACUGAAGGAAAAAAAAUCUAGCCGACGUAGGGAAGAGGAAAAAGAAAAGGAUUCCGAAAUUGCCAAGAAAGCCAAACGAACUACUACUACCGACAAAAAGGAGCACAAAGAUGACAACAAAAAGUCCCGCCAAUCGGAAAAAUUGGGCGAAAGGUCGGACACUCGAGCGUCUGCCGAACGUGCCAAACCGUCCGAUGAUGAUCGUGUGCGUGUUUCGACGCGCAUUCGCCAUAAAACGUACAAAAUGAAACUGCUGGAAGAAUCGGUGGAUUAUCAGUUGGAAGCGGAGGAUGCAGCUGCUACCACUGAUGCACGCUCUACCCGAACCACCCGCAAGCGCAAGGACCAAACAUCUACCGAGCGGGAAGAACCGAUCGCUAGAAUAAGUGAAUCGAAGCGACCGAAAUCUGGCCAUCAUCAGCAUUCCUCGUCCUCCUCCUCCACGGUUGCACCGGAGGUGGGCAGAAGGGACCGUCUGCGAAGUACGGCGAGCGACACCAGGAAGAAGGUAGUGGAAACCGCUGCUCAUUUGGAUGUGGGACACGGUGUUACGUCGGGUGGGGCAAGUUGUGGUGAUGGCCUGUUGGGGAAUGUCAGUGUCACUAGCAGUACGGCCAGUGAUGAUUCAGCAGUGGCGGGACGAUCCAUCCGACCGCGGCUAAUAUUCACGAGAAUGAGCCCCGAGCCCUAUCGAAAGUGUAUAGCCCGUGCGGGGGGUAAACUAGUGGACAUACCGGAGCUGGCAACCAUCCUGGUGACUGAUCGAAUCAUUCGCACGUACAAGUUCUUGUGCGCGGUGGCCAAAGGCAUCCCCAUCGUUGGUCAGUCAUACCUGGAUGCGUUGCAGCGUUCCGAGGCGAACGAGCAGAUCAAUCCAUGGGACCACAUACUUUCCGAUCCGGAUACGGAAAUGCGCUACAAAUUUCGUCUUCGCGAUACGCUGCUGAAGGCACGGAAGCAUAAGCUGUUUGAAGACUAUACCGUGUUUGUUACAGCCAGCACAAAACCACCACCCUCGGAACUGUUUCUAAUACUUACGUGCGCCGGGGCAAAAGCAUCGAAACAUUGCAACCAACCAUCAGUAGCUGGAGGUAAAGCGUUCGUCAUCUCCGAUCCUGCCGACGCUGCGUCCUGGGCACGGUACAGGGAACGGUUACCCGGCAUCGAAAUAGUGUCAGCGGAAGGUUUCAUGCUCUCGAUAAUGCAGCAUUCGAAAAAUUUCCAAAAACACCAUCUAAUGUAGGAAGUCGAAAGGUAUCUACCAUUUUACAGAGCAAUGAAAUGUAUGUAUAAGAUUGAACUAUCGCUGUUUUCGAGGAUAUGUGAAUGUGAAUACUUAGGCUUGGUUGUUUUUUUUUUUUGUUCAAGCGUAAAUUUUAGUAUCCAAGUUUUGUCUGUUACAUCGUAGUGUUGCAAUAAUUGAACCUAGCCUCAGUGAGGCCCACGGCAACAACAUGUUAGUAGAUGGUGUUGCGAAAAAUAUUAUUUAAAACAGGAAACAGCUCCGAAUUAUGUUAAAUAUGCUAUGAUAUGUUAUAUGCUAAACUGAGCCAGUGAAAUUAAUGUCUUUUUGAAUCGAA